GGGUGCAGGCAGUGUUUGGGAGCUCAAGGAGCAGACCCCACGCAGGCAGGAUGGCAUGCGAAAGAGCAGUCUUAUUGCAGCAGGGUGCAGGAGGUUCCUGGGCUCAAGGCUGCUGAAAGUCCAACUCUUCCGUUAAAUAUAAACCUGCCAUAGCUCUUGCCCAGUUAACCACUCCUGUGGCCAUGGCAGGCCCGCACUCAGUGCGCAGGCAGGAUCCUCCUGAGCUGCCUUCUCCCCCUGCCCAGAUCCACGCCAAGAUGGCCACCGUCCCCCAUGACUUCAACAUCGACGCCCCGCGCUGGGACCAGAGCACCUUCAUGGGGCGCCUGAAGCACUUCCUCAACAUCACUGACCCACGGACCGUGCUGGUGCCGGAGAAGGAGCUGGACCGGGCCAAGACUCUGGUGGAAGCCUGCAGGACCGGGCUGGUGCCACCAGGAAGCAGCCUGGAGCAGCUGCUGUACGCCAAGAAGCUGUACGACUCAGCCUUCCACCCUGACAGCGGCGAGAAGAUGAACUUUGUUGGGAGGAUGUCCUUCCAGGUGCCAGGGGGCAUGGCCCUCACCGGCUGCAUGCUCCAGUUCUACCGGACAGUGCCUGCUGUGGUCUUCUGGCAAUGGGUGAAUCAGUCCUUCAAUGCCUUCGUCAACUACACCAACCGCAAUGCUGCCUGCCCCAUCUCACUGAAGCAAAUUGGGGUGGCUUAUGUCACAGCCACUGGUACAGCCCUGGCCACGGCCGUGGGACUCAACCUCUACACCAAGCGAGCACCCCCCUUGCUGGCCCGUUGGGUCCCCUUUGUGGCCGUGGCUGCUGCCAACUGUGUUAAUAUCCCCAUGAUGCGGCAACAGGAGAUCAUCAAUGGGGUCAUGGUGACAGACCAGGACAACAACGAGCUUGGCCACUCCAGGAGGGCAGCAGUGAAGGGCAUCACGCAGGUUGUGGUCUCCAGGAUCACCAUGGCAGCACCAGGCAUGAUUAUCUUACCCAUCAUCAUGGAGCGACUGGAGAAAUACCCCUUCAUGCAGCGAAUCCGAGUUCUCCACGGGCCUCUGCAGGUGCUUGUCAGUGGGGGCUUCCUCCUGUUCAUGGUGCCAGCAGCCUGCGCCCUGUUCCCUCAGAGAUGCUCCCUUGCGUUGUCCAACCUUGAGCAGGAGCUGCGUGACAGCAUCGUGACCAAGCACGGGGACAAAGUGCCACACGUCUACUUUAACAAGGGUCUGUGAAUGGAGACUACCUCAGGAGCCAUCGCACCCCUCCUGGUAGCCUCCUGCCACCACCAGCCCCACAUUCCCUGAGCAGGGCUCAGAGGCACAGUCCAGCCAGAUCUGCCCCCUGCCCCAGCCCAGCACCCUGGUGCCUCCUCCCUGCAGGGGAGCAGGAUCUGGCUCUGUGCACCCAGCUUGCAGCACUCUGGCUUGUCCUGAGCCUCCCCCCAUUGCUGCUAGCCGUGUGCUUGCCUCCCCAUGUUCCUCUGGGUGAUGGUGGCACUUCCAAUGCCUUCCGCUACCCCAGCCUUGUGUCUGUGUGAGCCUCAUGACUCCUGUGAGGCAUCAGGCUCUCGCUUGGGGCUCAGAGUGCAGUCCUACCUCCAAAAGCAGGUGCCCUGCCAUUGCACCAGGAGCCAAACCACAUUGCUGCCUUAAACCACCACAGUGGCCUUUUACCAAGAGGGACGUCUCCCUCUGCACAGGGAGCAUCCUGAAGUCGAGGGACCAAUGCCUGGACCAUGCCUUCCUUAUUCUCAGGUUCAGGAUUUCUUCACUUUGUGUUGCCACAAUCCAGGAGAGAAAUAGUUACUUGUUUUUUAAGCUCUAAUUUUUGCAAUCUACCCAUUCCUCUGAGCACAAGAGCCAGCCAUCACCCUUGUCCCACUUCUCACUGUCUCUACAGUAGGACCAAGGAUCUGCAGCUUUGGGGGACAGUUGACUCUGGCCCGCCUUGGGCAGGGGGAAGCGGACACAAGAGUUACAAAGCUGGCAAGGCACUGACCCAGACUCUGAGUGGCAGCACUGAAAAUGGCAGAGAGGAGGGUUGAGUAAUUAAAUUUUAAAAGCA
Messenger RNA from Pezoporus occidentalis (night parrot), 2058 nucleotides. RefSeq names its product sideroflexin 2 (gene SFXN2). Gene Ontology annotation, molecular function: monoatomic ion transmembrane transporter activity. Gene Ontology annotation, cellular component: mitochondrial inner membrane. Lineage: Eukaryota; Metazoa; Chordata; Aves; Psittaciformes; Psittacidae. The transcript has 11 exons. Bases 183 to 1226 code for a protein of 347 amino acids. Gene Ontology annotation, biological process: serine import into mitochondrion; monoatomic ion transport. The record is from RefSeq and is a predicted model, not a curated record.